Molecule: messenger RNA, 321 nt
Organism: Parnassius apollo (apollo)
Lineage: Eukaryota; Metazoa; Arthropoda; Insecta; Lepidoptera; Papilionidae
Source: the annotation of a GenBank genome assembly
AUGGCGUUUCGUAAUGAUGAAGAGCUUGAGCGGUACCUAAAUAAUAUGGUCGAGGAUGAUGAUAGUGAAACAGAGCCAUUAGAGGCGGAGGAGGCUUCUGAAAAUGAAGAUAACGUGUCCGUGCAUUCCGAACAAGACGACAUUAUUUCCGGCUCAGAUGAAGAUGAUGUGCCUUUGUCACAGCUUCGAGGGAGUGUUUUGAAAGGUAAGAAUGGACAUGUUUGGUCUACUUCUGCCCCAUCAUCAAGCAGAACACCUCAGCGUAACAUAGUAACCAUCCAAAGGUCUUCGCAAGUCGCAAGUCUUCUAAUAUUGAAAUAG